Messenger RNA from Dermacentor andersoni, 1679 nucleotides. NCBI's taxonomy places the organism in Eukaryota, Metazoa, Arthropoda, Arachnida, Ixodida, Ixodidae. The record is from RefSeq and is a predicted model, not a curated record.
GUCGCCGGGACAUAGGCUUCUAUUCUCGCCACGGCUUCUUGUGGCAGCGCCAUACGGAAGCGAUGUUGAGCGUUGGCGGCGCCCUGCUUGUCGUAGGGGCCAUCUGUCUUUGUCAGAGCCUUGGACGAUGGUUGAUCAGGCAGCGUCGCAAAUGCUUUGACGCUUUCGAUGGCACAGGAGUACCAACCGUGCCGCUUCGGAGCCUCAUCAGCGGCAAUACGAAUGAAUUCUGGGAACCAACUGUCAUUGAAAGGAUCGAUGAAUGGGUGAAAGGAUAUGGCAACGUUUUUGGAUUCUUCAUCGGUGAUACGCCAUUCAUGGUGGUCAAGGAUCUCGACAUGAUAAAUGAAAUAUUCAUCAAGGAGGCAAACAAGUUUUCAAGUCGUGGUCGCAUGUUUCACAUGUACGAGCAAGACCCGCUCUUCGCCAAGUACCUUGUCUUCUCCAAGGGUUCUGUGUGGAAGCGCUCUCGAAACUGCAUGUCGCAGUUCUUCACGUCGUCGAAGCUCAGAGCGGUGAUGCCGUCAUUGCUGCACGCCCAGAAGCAGUUCAUCGAUGUUCUGGGCGAGCACGCUGACCGCGGCGUUGACGUGGACAUCAACAGCCUCUGCGAGCGCUUCACCUUCGACGUGAUUGGCAAGGCAGCGUACGGCAUCGACACGGGCGUGCAACGGAAUCCUGACCACCCGUUGUUUAAGAGCGCCCUCGCAGUCCUAACGAAUCUGACUUCGGGCUUCUUUUACCACCUUGGCCAGUACCUGUACCACUGGGAAUGGCUCCUGAAAUUGGCUUUCAAGGUCAUCGGCGCUAUCAGCAGCAAUCCCCUUGCAGAAAUGACCAAAAAAGUCACAGAAGUCAUUCGAUACCGACGAAAAAAUCCGCAGGUGAGAGUACCAGACAUGGCACAAAUUCUUCUGGAUGGUCUUGUAGAGGGAGAAGUUUCCGAAGUCGGGAAGUAUGACGUCAGUGUAGACAACACAGCACCGCUCCCUCCAGAGACGCUAAACCAGCUGUCUUCAAACUGCAUGGCCAUUUUUAUUGGAGGAUACGAUACCACAAGGAUGGCUUUGACUUUCUGGUUUUAUCUGAUGGGGAGGUAUCCGGAGGUGCAGGAGAAAAUGCGUCAGGAGGUCCUUAACGCUUUCGAUACAGAGGGAGACCACCUAUCUCUUCGCACUGUUACGACUCUUCCUUACUCAAACCAAGUCAUUUCUGAGACCCUGCGGCUGUAUCCGCCAGUAAUCAUAUUUACUACACGAUGUGCUGACGACGACUAUCGUUACGGCAAGUACCUCAUUAGGAAAGGAACCUCGGUUCUGGUGCCUACGUACCAGCUGCACCAUGACCCGCAGUACUGGAAAGAACCUGAAAAUUUUGACCCGGAAAGGUUCAGUCCGGAAAACAAGAGCACCAUCAACCCGACUGCCUACCAGCCUUUCGGCCUGGGCCAGCUCAUAUGCAUCGGUCAGCGUCUAGCGCUCAUUGAGCUGGUCUCCGCCGCCGCGCAAACGCUGCGUCACUAUCGCAUCGUCCUCGGCAAAAGCCAAAAGCGUGACCUCGAGAUUGGCACCUACUCUAUUAUGGCCGCACCUAAACAGAAAGUGUUGAUCCAACUGCGUAAGUUGAACGGGGUGAAGGGAGUUCCCAAGUGGCUCUACUGUGGAAACUCGUAUUUUUGA